AUGGGUUCGGCCGAGAAGAUGCGGGCUGCAGUCGUCAGCAACCGCAGCUGGGAUCUCCAGUUCCACUUGGAGAAGGUCGAAGUCAUUGACGUGGACAUUCCAACCCCGGGCCACGGGGAAGUGCUGGUGAAAGUCUUCGCUUCAAACAUCAACCCUGUUGAUCACAAGAUCGUCGGCAUGGCUGGCUGGAGCUGGAGCUAUCCCCACAAGCUGGGCUACGACGUGGCGGGUGUCGUUCAAGCCCUGGGCGCUGGCUGCGAGCGUCUCAAGCCGGGCGACGAAGUCUGGGGCGAG
Molecule: messenger RNA, 294 nt
Organism: Symbiodinium sp. CCMP2456
Lineage: Eukaryota; Dinophyceae; Suessiales; Symbiodiniaceae
Source: the annotation of a GenBank genome assembly